CACUAUUAAGAAAAAGAAGAAGAAAGUGUGCAAAGUACCGCUGGAAAAUUUUACAAAGUAAUGAAUUUAGGAUCUUAAUAAGGGCAAUAGUAUUUAAAUCUAGCCAUAAAAUGGACGUUCAGCCGCCUCGAGACGCCAGUUUACGCAAUAUUAUAGACAAGCUGGCGGAGUUUGUGGCCAGGAAUGGGCCGGAAUUCGAGGCCAUAACCAAGCAGAAGCAACAAAAUAACCCAAAGUUCGAGUUCCUUUAUGGCGGGGAGUUUGCCAGCUACUAUCAAUUUCGGGUGGCAGCAGAACAGACGCUGCUUAAGCAGCAGAGUAUUAACCAACAGCUGCCAUCGGGUGGUCAGCCCAGCCACUACAUGCAACAUCCACCGCCAAUGCAGCCAUCACAGCAGCCUGGCCUCUAUCCGCCACCUAAUCAGCAGUCACAACACCCUCCAGAAAAUCCACAGGAUAAUAUGCAACAGCAAUCGCAGCACCAGUGGCCUCCCAACUCUGGCAACGGGGGUCCGCCAAUUAAUCAGCAAGCGAAUGGCAGCGCCAUGACCAUGAAUCUAACCUCUCAACUAGACGUGAUCAAGAUGCAGCAGAAGACGUUGCGAGAACAGAUCAAGCAAUCCGAAGCGAAUCUCUCCGCACAACACACGGCCUUGAUGACCCAAAAGACGAAAAAGAUCGAGGAGACGAUUGCGGCGGCACAGACGGCGCAGCAGGAACAGAUGGCCAGUGAACAGGGCAUUGUGCUGAGGGACUUCGAUGGCGUCCUGCAGCCGAUCAUCGAGUCCUGCACCAAAGACAGCAUCUCUGCAGGCAAGAACUGGAUUUUACAGCAUUCAACCGACAGCGCAAAAAUCAAUGUCGUUUUACAAUAUCUUUUAAAGAAGGCUUUGGUCAAUGGUUCAACGUUUCAGCAAAAAUUGCAUCUUAUAUAUUUAGUUAAUGAUAUACUCCACCACUGCAUGCGCAAGAACAUCAAUGACUUGAAGAACAGCCUGGAGAACGUCGUCAUUCCGAUGUUCUGUAGCGCGGAUUUGAUUGCUAGCGACGACCAGCGGCAAAAGUUGGCUAAGCUUCUGUCGCUGUGGGAGUCCAAGGCCAAGUUCUUCGAUGCCUGCGUCAUCUCGAAACUACAGUCGCCGGACUCGUCUAUGCAGGAGUACAAAACCAAUAUGCAAAACACACAUCCUGAUAUAACUGCCAAGUUUACGCAGAACACAAAGGCAACUUUAGAUAACUACCAAAAACAGCAUCAGAUAUUUAUCCAGCAUGCCGGACAGCAAAUUGCCCAACUGGAGAAGCAGGGGCAGCAUUUGGAGCAGCAGAUAAUGGUAACCCAGAAGGCCCAGCAGCAACAUAUGCUCCAACAUCAAGGUUCUGGAGGGCCUCAACAGAAGAACAUACCAUCUCUGAUGUCCCAUCGGAUACCGAUGCCUGGAGACCUCGAGCACAUGAACAAUCAGGGUCCGCAAGGGCAGCACGAUCAGCAGCAUCCACAGGGAGGCAAUAAUAUGUAUCCAGGUGGCAACUUCCAUCAGCAGCAGCAGCAACCACCGCCGGGGAAUCCCUUUGCGGAUCGUGGGGCGAACUUUUUCAUUCCGGACAUGUCCAAACCACCGCCGGGUUUUCCAGGACCCAUGCUUCAGGGGCCUCCUCCUCCGAUGGGCCAUCAGCAGCAACCACCACAACAGGGGCAAUUCCCGCAAAUGCAGGGACAGGGAGCUGGAACCGAGCCACCUGUUGACUUGGGCGUGCUCAGUGCAGCAAUUCAAGCGUGCUUACAAAUGCAGCAGCAACACCAUCCUGAUGAUCCACAGCAGCCAGGACAGCACCAGGGACAGCACCAGCUUCAACAGCAGCAACAGCAACAACCUCCACCAAUGGCUGCCUACCCCCAGAACAUUGUCAGACCUAGCCAGCCAAGUGUUGAUGGGGAUGUGGACUUGGAUGUUCUGAAUGCGGCCAUUCGAGCGGUGAUAACUAAUAAACCCGAAGAUGGCCAAUUGGAGGACGGCCAACAGCCGCAGAAAUCGGGGGAAGAAGAAUCUGGAGAACCUGUUGUGAUCGGAGAGCCGCAAAUACCUACAGCGCCUUACUACGAUUUGCCUGCGGGGCUUAUGGUACCUCUUAUACGCCUGGAGGAUUACAAUUAUAAAGCCCUCGAUCCGGCGGAUAUACGACUGCCAGCUCCAGCACCACAGAGCGAGCGACUGACAAAUGCGUUGAACGCCUUCUACUCCGCACCCUCCCACGAUCGUCCCAGGGAUAAUGAGGGCUGGGAGAAACUUGGUCUCUAUGAGUACUAUAAGGUAAAGAAUGCAGCGCGAAAGCAAAAAGAAGAGGAAAUCAAGGACGGUAUUCGAGAAAAAUCCCGCUCGCCCAGUCCGAUUGUGCUUGAGAAACCUCCACCCAAAAAGAGCAACAAACGGGUCUAUCGAUCCAAGAGUCGUAGUCGCUCCCCAUCCAAAACCCCACCUCUCAGGGAAAGAUCAGCAUCUCGUUCCAGAUCCCGAUCGCGAUCCUUGGAGCGAUCCUCAACGCCUCCGUUAAACCGCAACCGUGUAGGCGGUAGUAGUUUAGGGGGUAGCAAUCGGAAGGGUCGCAAUCGAUCACCACGCAACGAUCGAGACAACAGCAGCAGCAUUAUUAAUAGCAAUCGUGAAAAUCGUGCGGAACGAGGCAAUAAUGGCAACAGCACCAACAUAAGACGGGUGGAGCGUGACAGAUCUCCAACCCCUCCGAGCUUUUUAGGAAGCACCUUUGCUAAGCCCGAUGAAUUCAUCGAGGAGUCAAACAAGGGCCACCAAAUGCUCAUGAAAAUGGGUUGGGCGGGCUCUGGCACUGGACUGGGCUCAAAGAAUCAAGGCAUAGACACUCCCAUUUCGGGAGGCGAAGUACGUGAUCGUCGUGAAAUGUACAAGGGAGUGGGUGCUAAUAUACAUGAUCCCUUCGAGAGCUUCCGUAAAAACAAGGGUGCUGCCUUCGCACAUCGCAUGCGUUCCCGAGACGACAAGAGUUAGGAUCUGCUACAGGCCACUAACUCCCACUUUUUUGUUUUCUUUAGUCGAGAAAAUAUACAUUUUUAUAAAAGCCAA
Drosophila eugracilis is the source of this 3095-nucleotide messenger RNA. RefSeq names its product calcium homeostasis endoplasmic reticulum protein (gene scaf6). Gene Ontology annotation, cellular component: perinuclear region of cytoplasm. The coding region runs from base 111 to 3020 and encodes 969 amino acids. Gene Ontology annotation, molecular function: RNA binding. The record is from RefSeq and is a predicted model, not a curated record. The transcript is spliced from 13 exons. Lineage: Eukaryota; Metazoa; Arthropoda; Insecta; Diptera; Drosophilidae. Gene Ontology annotation, biological process: intracellular calcium ion homeostasis; RNA processing.